CCAAUUAAGAUAAUUUGCUUCGUUAGUGGUCGAAUUUUUCAAAACAUGACAAUGAAAUCAAUUUUAUCAAUGUUUGACCCCAAAUUAGCGCGCAAACAAACCGAACCGAAACGAUGACAGUCUUGUCAGUCUGGCUGUGGCAGUAUUAACGUCUGCUUCAAUAUGGUCAUCCACCGGUUCGUAAGAUGUGUCAACAAUUCAACAGCGAGACAAUUAAUCUUUAACCAAUGCCGCAAACACGCUAUUAAUAGGUCGAUUUUCACAACUCCCUCGUUCUGGGCAGAACGCUUAUAUACAGACAAACACGAGUGGGUGGAAGUUGAUGGUAAAACCGGGAAAGUGGGAAUAUCACAAUACGCUCAGGAGGCGCUGGGGGAUGUAGUUUACGCACAACUGCCAGAUGUCGACACUGUCCUAAAACAAAAAGACGAAUGUGGGGCUCUUGAAAGUGUGAAAGCUGCAAGUGAGGUUUAUAGUCCCAUUUCUGGUAAAGUUGUAGAGAAAAAUACAAGUGUUGAAGAAACGCCGUCUUUGAUCAACUCGUCAUGUUAUGAUAAGGGGUGGUUGUUUAAAAUCGAAUUGUCCGAUACUGGGGAACUUAAGAGUUUAAUGACUGAAACACAAUAUAAUGAAUAUCUUAAAACACAAGAGCAUUAGUUGAAUAGUGUAAAAUUACAAUUAAAGAUUACCAAACUUA
Messenger RNA from Tribolium castaneum (red flour beetle), 697 nucleotides. RefSeq names its product pumpless (gene ppl). The record is from RefSeq and is a predicted model, not a curated record. The transcript has 6 exons. Gene Ontology annotation, biological process: protein lipoylation; glycine decarboxylation via glycine cleavage system. Gene Ontology annotation, cellular component: mitochondrion; cytoplasm; glycine cleavage complex. Lineage: Eukaryota; Metazoa; Arthropoda; Insecta; Coleoptera; Tenebrionidae. Bases 163 to 657 code for a protein of 164 amino acids.